AUGGACACCGAAAAAGCUAAGAUGAUUCGUGGUGACCUGUUUAUCGCAGCUGAUUCGACAUUGGCUGAGGAUCGACGCUCAGCACGUGAGCUGACCAAGCAGUUCAAUGACAUGACCCAAGCGGAGAGUCCUGAAGCCAAGACUGUGAUGAAGCAGCUCCUAGGUGCAAUCGGGGAGGACUGUCGGAUCGAGAUGCCCUUCCGUUGCGACUACGGCUACAAUAUCCGAAUCGGGGACAACGUCCAGAUGAACUUCAACUGUGUGUUUCUCGACGGGUGUCCGAUCACUAUCGGCAACCGAGUCUUUCUGGCCUCGAGCGUGCAGCUAUACACGGCCAGUCAUCCGCUUGAUCCGGAGGUGCGCUCUUCGGGCCUUGAGAUCGGCAAGCCUAUCACGAUCGAAGACGACGUCUGGCUUUGUGGCAAUGUCGUCGUCGUCCCUGGAGUCACCAUUGGCCGCGGCGCCGUAAUCGGUGCUGGAAGUGUUGUCACGAAAGCUGUACCACCAAUGUGCGUGUAUGCGAGAUAA
Messenger RNA from Phytophthora infestans T30-4, 528 nucleotides. Its product is annotated as maltose O-acetyltransferase. The record is from RefSeq and is a predicted model, not a curated record. The coding region runs from base 1 to 528 and encodes 175 amino acids. The transcript has a single exon. NCBI's taxonomy places the organism in Eukaryota, Oomycota, Peronosporomycetes, Peronosporales, Peronosporaceae. Gene Ontology annotation, molecular function: acetyltransferase activity.